UCUUGGUGUCAGUAAUGGGGAGAGAGACGAUGGUGUGCAAGUCAUGGAACGAAAUUAAGAAACAUCUAAAUGAUACCGUUUCAAAUAGCAUAAUCGGUCGUUACUUCAAGUUAGAAUCAAGAAAAACAAAUUUCACAACCGAACUACGAGCAGCAACAGCCACAUUCCUCACCAUGGUUUACAUCAUUACCGUAAACGCCACCAUCCUAGCCGACUCUGGUGCCACUUGCUCCUUCCAUGACUGCUCCACGGUCUCCGGUUCUUCAUCGCCUAAACCAAACUGCGUCCUUGGCUCUAAUCAAGGCUACGAAGAAUGUCUUACGAGGGUCAAAAAGGACCUCGUCGUAGCCACUUCUUUGUCAGCCAUCGUGGGCUCAUUAGCUAUGGGGUUGUUGGCUAAUCUCCCAUUCGGACUUGCUCCUGGUAUGGGUGCCAACGCUUACAUCGCAUACGACGUAGUUGGUUUUCGCGGUUCCGGUUCAAUCUCUUACCAUACCGCUAUGGCCAUUGUGCUACUCGAGGGAUGCGCGUUUCUUGCAGUGUCUGCUUUAGGACUCCGCGGGAGACUGGCCCGUCUAAUCCCUCAAACGGUGAGACUAGCAUGCGCUGUUGGUAUCGGAAUGUUCAUUGCCUUUGUUGGUUUGCAGAUGAACCAAGGUGUUGGUCUUGUUGGACCCGAUAAGUCAACUUUAGUAACGUUGACCGCAUGCUCAGAGACAGAUCCCGUCACCGGAGCUUGUCUGGGAGGGAAAAUGGAGAGUCCUACGUUUUGGUUAGCAGUCGUCGGGUUUCUCAUAACGAGCUACGGUCUCAUGAAGAACGUCAAGGGGAGUAUGAUAUAUGGAAUCGUUUUCGUUACGGUUGUUUCUUGGUUUAGAAACACCCAAGUCACAACCUUUCCUCACACUCCUCUCGGGGAUUCAAACUAUAACUACUUCACCAAAGUUAUUGACUUUCACAAGAUCCAAUCUACGUUAGGAGCUAUAAGCUUCAUGGAGUUUACAAAGAGCGAGGUUUGGGUCGCCUUCGCUACUCUAUUUUACGUCGAUCUCCUUGGCACGACCGGAGUACUCUACACUAUGGCUGAGAUCGGAGGCUUCGUGGAGGAGGACGGAAAGUUCGAAGGAGAAUACACUGCCUACUUAGUGGACGCAGGCUCCUCCGUUGUGGGGUCAGCGUUAGGCGUUACAACGACAGCGACUUUUGUGGAAUCUUCGGCGGGUUUGAAAGAAGGAGGGAAAACGGGGUUAACGGCCGUAAUCAUCGGUAUGUACUUCUUGGUGUCCAUAUUCUUGACGCCCUUAGUGACUAACGUGCCUAGGUGGGCCGUGGGACCCUCGCUAGUGAUGGUUGGUGUGAUGAUGAUGGGAGUUGUGAAAGAUAUUAGAUGGGGAGAGACUAAAGAAGCCGUGACGGCGUUUAUAACGAUCUUGCUUAUGCCGUUGACUUAUUCCAUUGCUAAUGGGAUUAUUGCUGGUAUUGGUAUAUAUCUUGCUCUAAGCAUGUACGAUAUCGUUUCGGGACUCGUCGCCUGGCUUACCGGAGUUAGUAAGCGGGUCAUGAGAGAGCAUAAUCAAGUUUUCUCUGACGCGACCGUCGAGAUCGUAUGAUUUUUUUUUACGGUGAUUGAUGUCUCUAAACCGGUUUACUGGUCUGAGUGUACCGGAAGUGGUGGACGUUUCACAUUGUUGGUCGUCGGAUGACUCUGGAAAGACCCGUAAUGAAUGCUCAGUGGGUUUUAUUUUUAUUUUCCUUUGCUUUUUGUUGCUGUUGUUAUUUUGGUUUAGUUUGCGUAGUAGUGCCUAGUGAACUAGCAAUGGAUGCAUUAGCUGCCAUGAAGUGUUGUUAAAAUUCACGGCUGCUUGUGCAUGCAUUUUUUUUAUGUUUCAACCAAACGCU
Messenger RNA from Eruca vesicaria subsp. sativa (arugula), 1899 nucleotides. The record is from the annotation of a GenBank genome assembly. Lineage: Eukaryota; Viridiplantae; Streptophyta; Magnoliopsida; Brassicales; Brassicaceae.